Messenger RNA from Meloidogyne enterolobii, 240 nucleotides. The record is from the annotation of a GenBank genome assembly. Lineage: Eukaryota; Metazoa; Nematoda; Chromadorea; Rhabditida; Meloidogynidae.
AUGGAGCAGCAACAACAACAACAACCUUUAUUGAGUCCAAAUGUUGCUAAACUUCUUCGCGGAGAAUUAUUGCCGACAGGGCCACCAACUAUUUCAUCGCCAGUUCCAAAGAAAAUCGAUGUAGAGCCGGAACAUUAUAAAGAGCAAAUACAAAUUUGUGUAGCCAAUCCGGGACGUUUUAUGGCGAGUUGGACUCUCUUGGCUUCUUUGUUUAGCGAGGUAUUUUAUUUAAUUUAUUAA